Messenger RNA from Synchiropus splendidus (mandarinfish), 2108 nucleotides. It is a transcript of the gene hdhd5, whose product is annotated as haloacid dehalogenase like hydrolase domain containing 5. Lineage: Eukaryota; Metazoa; Chordata; Actinopteri; Syngnathiformes; Callionymidae. Gene Ontology annotation, biological process: glycerophospholipid biosynthetic process. The record is from RefSeq and is a predicted model, not a curated record. The transcript is spliced from 8 exons. The coding region runs from base 149 to 1474 and encodes 441 amino acids. Gene Ontology annotation, cellular component: mitochondrion.
AAUGACGGCUAAGCUAACAACAUGAUGUGUCCAGAGAAGCACAGUGUUGGUGCUCUCUGUCUUCGGGUUUGAUCUGUGGUGACGUGUGGCUUCGGCUCGUAGCUCUUUGAUUCUGUUUCCUCCCCGUCUUUCUUCCAUACCCGGCGACAUGCUGAGAGUUUGGACUUUCAGAGCCGGUUGGCGGUUGCUGAAGUCCAACUGGGAUGGAGGUGCCAAACUCCUCAACUCCUCACCUUUGACCUCCAGAUGUUACAGCCAGCUCCCUGCUCAGGGCUCCUUUGGACUUCUCUUCGACAUCGAUGGGGUCCUGGUCCGAGGCAAAACACCCAUCCCCGCUGCCAAGCAGUGCUUCAGGAGUCUGGUGGACAAGACGGGGAAAUACAAAGUGCCUGUUGUGUUCGUCACCAACGCCGGCAACUGCAUGAGGCAGACCAAAGCUGAACACCUGUCGCAUCUGUUGGAUGUGGAGGUUUCACCGGAUCAGGUGAUGCUCUCCCACAGUCCUUUGCGAAUGUUUAUUCACUUCCACAAAAUGCGUGUGCUGGUCUCGGGCCAGGGUCCUGUGGAGGAGGUGGCUCAAAACCUGGGAUUUGAAGACGUUGUUACCAUAGAAGAGCUGCGUGAGGCGUAUCCUCUGCUGGAUGUUGUUGAUCACAACAGGAGACCAAAAGACAACAUCCCGCCAACGAAAGGAUUACGACCCAUCGAUGCUGUCAUUUUAUUUGGGGAGCCAAUCAGAUGGGAGACCAACCUUCAGCUCAUAGUCGAUGUUCUUCUGACCCACGGGAAACUGGACAAGAACUGGAGCUCCAUGCAGUAUCCUCACAUCCCAGUGUUGGCCUGCAACAUGGACCUGCUGUGGAUGGCUGAAGCCAAAAACCCCAGAUUUGGUCAUGGCAUGUUCCUGGUGUGCUUGGAGAACAUUUACAAGAAGGUCACAGGUCACGAGCUCAAGUACGAGGCGCUCAUUGGCAAACCCAGUGUGGUGACCUACAAUUAUGCCGAGCUGCUGGUCAGACAACAAGCGGAGAGUCUGGGCUGGACCACGCCGGUGAAGACGCUGUAUGCUAUCGGUGAUAACCCCAUGGCGGACAUCUACGGAGCCAACCUCUACAACCAAUACCUCCAAGCUGUUCGGUUCAGUAAAGCCCAAAAUCAAGCCACGGGUGGCGUCGACUCUCAGGCGGGCCGGACAAUGACAUCCACAGAACUGGGCGGAGCUUCUGGCUUGUACAGUGCAGAAGAGGAUCUACCUGAAAAGUGCAGCUCCAUCCUCGUGUGUACUGGAGUCUACAGCAGAGACCAGCAGGAGCUGCCGCCAGACACCUCGCACACUGUGACCGAGCAGCGCAUCUUCCACGGCCACCGGGACUUCCGCUUCGACCCCAGCCUCACUCAGCCCUCCUUUGUAGUACAGGAUGUCAAGGAUGCCGUGGAGCUGGUUUUUCAGCAGGAGGGUUGGCCACUGGAGUAGCAGCACAGUAGUCCUAUGCCUGAAUUUACAGUUGGAGGUCGGAGUUCCUACCGAGUUAAGUGCUUCUACAAACACAAGUGCCACUGUUCAGCUACAUGCAGUUUUAACAAAAAGCAUACUUUUAUCAGCUAUUACAGGUUUUAAUGCCAACAACACCUCACCUCAAUGGUUUUUACUUUAACGCUCCAGGAUUCCUGCCAUGCAACUUGGAUUGAGAGUUAACAUGCUAAAUAUAUUUACUUCACUUGUCUUUUCUAGUCACAAACAACGGGGGUUGGGGAGUGAUACUGAGGUGAACAGCCAUGAGGAAAUCACCAUGCUUUGAUUGUGCCAAUCCUUUUAUUCUUCAAUAAUUCUUUGACAAGUUCAAACAAUGCUUCAUCUAGAGUAACAAGUGAUUUCACCAAGUGACCUUUUAAUCUAAAUACACACAGAAUCUUAUUUUCAGAAGUAACCACGAGCUGUUGAGAUCCAGUCCUGAUUUUAUUUUGCGUUAUUAGCGUUGUACAAUUAUCAAAACAAAAAAAAUGGUGCUAUUUAUAAAAGAUGUGCGUUUUACACAUGAUGUCUUGCAAUAUAUUUUUUUGUGAGUGCAAAAUAAUUCAAAUGUAAAACGCUUUUAAAUAAAGUUUGU